Exophiala mesophila is the source of this 1772-nucleotide messenger RNA. RefSeq lists its product as uncharacterized. The transcript has 3 exons. Gene Ontology annotation, biological process: transmembrane transport. Bases 130 to 1674 code for a protein of 514 amino acids. The record is from RefSeq and is a predicted model, not a curated record. Lineage: Eukaryota; Fungi; Ascomycota; Eurotiomycetes; Chaetothyriales; Herpotrichiellaceae. Gene Ontology annotation, molecular function: transmembrane transporter activity.
CAAGUCCAUAUUUGCUCUAUUUAAUCAGAUAAUUCGAGAUCAUAUCUGAUAAAAUGUUCUCCUUGUGUUAUAACUCCUCCCUGAUAGUUUUCCAACGCCUACGUCUUUGACCUUUGGCUGCCCAGAAUCAUGAGUGAAGUUCCAAGCUUGCACGAGAAGCCCGAGGCUCAGGUCACGUCGACCAGCGAGCAGGAUGACGAGUCUCCUCAAAAUGACAAAAGGGUUCCUGUUCCAUUGAGCAUGAAGAUUAUCUCGGUCGUGGUUGUGAGCAUGAUCGGGUUCGGCGGCCAUUGGAGCAGCGGUGUGACCGGGGCGCUGAAGUCGACCUUGAAGAAAAAAAUGAAUAUCAACAACACUCAGUUUGCUCUACUCUCUUCAAGCGAGAACUUCAUCAAAACCACCCUGAUCCUCCCCACCGGGGUCCUUACAGACCGCUACGGUGGUGCUAGUACCAUGCUCUGGGGCAACGCUCUCUUCAGCGUCGGCGCCAUCCUUGUCGCAGCGUCGACAACCGUGCGGAACUUCAAGUUUAUGAUCUUUGCCACAGUGGUGCAAGCCCUAGGUGACACUGCCACCCAAUGCGCCCAGUACAAAAUAUUCUCUUCUUGGUUCUCGCCCUCGCAUGGAUUCGCCUCGACCCUGGCAUUCGAACUUGCCAUCGGUAAGAUCGGAUCCUUUGUCGGCAAAUCCACCGCCAACGUCAUCAGCAACAACCUGGGUGACUUUUCCUGGACCUAUUGGAUGGCGGUGUUCAUGAAUCUCUUCACCAACCUAGCCACGCUAUUUUUCUGGUGGUUCACCCGAUGGUGCGAAAAACGCUAUGUUCCAAUACGGGAUCCGGCGACGGGCGAGGUACUGACCGAGAGAAAUCGAAAGCUGGAAAUCACAAAGAUGCUUCGGCUACCUUGGUCAUUCUGGCUGAUUUGUCUCUUUUCGCUCUUCCAGACAUCAACGGCCGGUGUAUUCAAUUCCAAUGGUACCGAACUCGCUGAGCAGCGAUUCAAUAUCUCAGCCGUCAAGGCUGGGUGGUAUUCUGCAAUGUCACAAUACCUAGGAUUCUUCUUUGUCCCCUUGGUUGGCAUUUUCAUUGACAUUUUGGGGCAGCGUCUCACUGUCAUGCUCGUAUGUGGUAUAGGCAUGCUCAUGGCUAUGUGCCUGGCCAUGUGGGGACCGACCGUAGCAGGAACAGCAGCCAGCUUUGGUAUCUACGCCGUGGCCUCUUCCCUUGGUCCGACAGUCAUCAUCGACGGCAUCCGCACAAGCAUGUUCUUUCAAGAGGUCUUUGGUUCCGGAUACGCAAUCAAGAUUGCCAUCAACAACAGCAUGUCGAUGAUCGUGGACAUUGUUGCAGGCGUGAUCCAGGAUAAGGACAAUGACAGCUACGACCACGUCAUAAUCCUGUAUGUCGUUCUGGCGGCCGGUUCCGUUGUGGUAGGCGCCACAAUGGUCACCCUGGGCUACUUGAGCAAUAUCAUUGGCUUCCUUCAAUGGAGUCGAAAGGAAAGGGUUCGCAAAGGCCACAUCAUCAAUGCCGAAAAGAAGGCAUUCGCGACCAACAAAUAUGCUGACUGGAACCGGAAGCUCAGCAUGACGAAUUUCUGCGCAGUCAUUGCCUUGAUUCUCGGUGCUUGGGUGACCUAUUUCUGGGCAAUAGCCACGAGCCAGUACUACUGAGUAGUAGAAAAGGGCACUCGGCGUCGAUAAUUCACGUAGGAUACGUGUAUUAAUAUAGAUAUACAUGCGUACUUAUACAAGUGGUGGCGAAGGAUCCC